This is a messenger RNA of Trifolium pratense (red clover), 2135 nucleotides long. Its product is annotated as sialyltransferase-like protein 1. Gene Ontology annotation, biological process: pollen germination; pollen tube growth. The transcript has 11 exons. The coding region runs from base 199 to 1623 and encodes 474 amino acids. NCBI's taxonomy places the organism in Eukaryota, Viridiplantae, Streptophyta, Magnoliopsida, Fabales, Fabaceae. The record is from RefSeq and is a predicted model, not a curated record. Gene Ontology annotation, molecular function: sialyltransferase activity.
AAAAAAAAAAGAAGAAAAAAAAGCAAGCUGUAACAGCGUGAUAGUUGCGCUUCCAUUCCAUCAUCAGAAAGCAAAGUCGAAGUUCAACACAUCAGAGCCAAAAACGUCGUCGUUCACUAUUCCGUUCCACUAUCUUCUACAUUUACAACUCUCUCUCUCUCUCUCUCUCUCUCUCUCUCUCUCUCUCUCAUAGCACCAAUGAGACAACACAAGCAAUCACCAUCAGCGAGACCGAAGAUUCUAUAUCUGGUGUGUGCCGUUGCAUUGUUCUCCCUUCUCCUCUUCUCCAUUCAAUCCUCUUUCUUCAACGGUUCAUUCUAUUCAGAUCCUCGCACCUCCGAAUCAAUUCGCGAAUUGUUUCAAUUUCAGUCCACUGUUCAGCAAUGUGUGGCUAAUAGGGGGCUUGGACUCACUGCAGAUAUUAUAGACCACUGCACAUUGGUCCUUAAAUACCCUGAAGGCACCAACAGCACUUGGUACAAUCAGCAGUUUAAAAAAUUUGAGCCUUUGGAGUACACAUAUGAUGUGUGUGAGGCAAUACUAUUAUGGGAACAGUAUCGUAACAUGACCACAGUGUUGACAAGGGAGUAUCUUGACGUUCGUCCUGGUGGUUGGUUAGAUUAUGCUCCAUUAAGGAUAGCACAACUAGGGGCAAAGAAGUGCUAUAAUAAGACACUUUGUGAAGAGCAGCUUGAGAUAUUAUUACCUGCAAAACCCCCCUUUCAUCCAAGGCAGUUUCGUACUUGUGCUGUUGUUGGGAAUUCUGGGGACCUUCUGAAGACAGAAUUUGGGAAUGAAAUUGAUAGUCAUGAUGCUGUUUUUAGAGACAAUGAGGCCCCUGUUAAUGAGAAAUAUGCCAAAUACGUUGGUCUUAAGAGGGAUUUCCGUCUAGUUGUAAGAGGUUCCGCUCGCAACAUGGUUCCUAUUCUAAAGGGGUCUGAUGAUGAGGUACUCAUAAUCAAAAGUCUGACACACAGAGAAAUCAAUACAGUUAUAAAGACUCUACCAAAUCCAGUCUAUCUGUUUCAAGGUAUUGUACUACGUCGAGGUGCCAAAGGAACUGGAAUGAAAUCUAUUGAAUUAGCGCUGUCUAUGUGUGAUAUUGUUGAUAUAUAUGGUUUCACUGUUGAUCCUGGAUACACUGAGUGGACAAGAUACUUCUCUGCUCCUAGGAAAGGACACAAUCCACUUCAAGGAAGAGCAUACUACCAACUUCUAGAAUGUCUUGGGGUAAUCAGGAUUCACUCCCCCAUGAGAUCCAUGAGGAGGCAAGACUGGUCAGAUGUGCCAAGUAGAGAAAUGAUAAGCCAAGCACAUGCAGCAGCUUGGCACUUGAGAAAGAGUUCAGCUGAUAAGGGUGGUAGUAAAGGACAGUUUGGCAAUUGUAAGGUCUGGGGGAAUGUCGACCCAGACAAAAGUGGACCUAUCUCAGGAUCACCAGACAUGAGUGAUGUCAGGAAGUAUUCAAAUUAUAAAAAAUGGGAAGUCAUGCCUUUGAAAAGUUUGAGGAAAGAAGCACAGCUUCACUAUAAGCAGAUGGAAGGGGUCUCUCAAUAUAAAAUGGAUGGCAAUAAGUUGGAUGAUCUAGUGUGUGUGAGACACUCCUUAAAAUCUGCGGUGUAAAUGGUGUUUUGCAGUCUAUAUAUUUAUUUGCUCAUCAUACCCAACCGUCUUCUAAACGAAAUCUGGGAUGACAUUAGCUUCUGAGAGUUGCUAACUUAUAGCUCCUCAAUAGUUCUUCUGUUUCAUGGCAUAUUGCGGUUAACAGAGCAUAGAAAGAACCAUGGCUCCCUCAAGGGAAAAUGUGCAAGUCAACAUGUAUAAUUUAAUUGAUCCGCGUGAUUUAUAUUUCAAGGUGAUCCAUGGUAGAGAUCUAGAAAUCACAAUAUAGGAAUUCUGACAACAGAAGUUUGUUGUACCUCUAUUCAAGUUUAUAUGGACAGGCUUAGUCAGUAGUAUGAUAGUUGUCUAUCUAUUAUAAUGUAUUGAUUGGCUGAGGAAAGAAGCAACUGGGGAAAACGUUUUUCUUUUAUGUGAUGAUGAUCAACAAAGCCUAUAAAGGAGAAAAGUGAGAGUCAAACAUUUUGUAAACUGGUUUUCACGAGUUUUAAUGGUUAAUGGUAUUUUUUAGCUAA